UGUUAAGGACUGUGAAGUUAAAUGUCCCCACGGUCCCCACCUGAGACCUUCAGGCUCAGCUCCCCAGGGUCACCCCCAGUGGAACCCGAUUCUAGGUGGGAUGAGAUGCAGCGUUUUCUUAUUUUAUCCUGGUAUAGAAAAAACGGCUUGCUGUGCCUUGGCUUUCCUUCCGUCCUUCCCCUUCCUUCUAUCCCCUUCUUCUUCUUCUCCUCCUCCCCUGCCGUCCUCCGCGGGCCGGGCCGGGCCGGGCGGGGCCAGGCGGAGUCUUUCUCUCCCGGCGGGAUCUGCCGCUGCUGUCGCUUCUCGCAGGAGCAGGAGCAGGAGCCGGAUUCGGAGCCGGUGCCGGAGCCUGGCAGCGCCGGAGUGUUUCCCCAUCCCCGAGGUGCCGGAGCAGGACGAGGGCACAGCUGCGGUCCCCGUGGAAGGGGGGUCCCCGCUCCCCGGUCCCUCUGUCCCCUUCAGCUGAUGGGAUGGACCUCCCUCACCUCACAAGUCCUACUGACCUCCCCAAGCACAUCCUGGAUAUCUGGGUCAUCGUCUUGAUCAUCCUGGCCACCAUCCUCAUCAUGACAGCCCUGGUGCUGUGCCCAGCCACCGCCGUCAUCAUCUACCGAGUACGAACACACCCCACGCGCAACGGCAUCGUCUGAGCCACGGGCAGUGGGGCACGGCCAGCUCGCUGGGCUGUGGGCUACAGCCAUGGGACCCUGUGCCAGGGACCUCGAUGAGACAUCCUGAGAGCUGGAGCCUGGGCAGGAGCUAGAGUGGGCCAGCACCCAGACUUGCGCCUCUACCUGGCUCUCUCUGGGUACCCACUGCUCAUUUUGCCCACCAAGUUCAUGGGGACAAAGGGGAAAUGACCGCAUGGGUAGCAUGGGGAGAGGUGUGAUUUUGCAGACAUGUCUCAGCUGGAAAUAUCUCACUCCCCUGAGGGAGGCAGGCUUGUCUUGCCUUCACUGGUGACACUGUGUCCUCCCAGGCAAGCAGCGAGGAGUGGAAAUGCCUGACAAAGUUAUUUCUUCUUUGGAGUCCCAGCUGUCAAGGUGGUUGGGGAAAAAAAUUGUCAAAGCAAGAUGGAUGUGGCUUCUGGUUGUGCAUUUAGUGCUUGGCUAAAAGCAUCCAUGACAGAACUUGUGCUGGCUGCACAGCAGACGUGCAGCUGGCACUGGCUUCUCCUCUACCAUCUGCUGCAAUGGUACGAAAAUCCUGCAGGGCUCUUGGUUCCUCUGGGUCUUGUGUGGCAGAGAAUUGUGUGCAGUUCCUGUCAGCCCUCCUGUCUGCACACUGGCUGCAUCCCCCACUCCUGAUAGUGAGAGCUCCCUCUGUUUGCACAGCACACCAGCCCUGCUGGGGAGCCUGUGCAUGCCUCGCCUGGGCAGGUGAAGUGGGAGGAGCGGGUUUUUCUCAGGCAGUGACAAGGGAUCGUGUAAGCUCUUGUAUCGCCCUUUGUUAUGAAAUAAAUGGACUUCAUGUGA
Messenger RNA from Catharus ustulatus (Swainson's thrush), 1475 nucleotides. It is a transcript of the gene SMIM3, whose product is annotated as small integral membrane protein 3. Lineage: Eukaryota; Metazoa; Chordata; Aves; Passeriformes; Turdidae. Bases 471 to 650 code for a protein of 59 amino acids. The record is from RefSeq and is a predicted model, not a curated record. The transcript is spliced from 3 exons.